UUAGCCGUCUGCUCUAUUAGUUUUAAGCUCACAAUCUCGGGGAGAAAUCCAUUGAAAACCUCGAUCGAUCAAAGCUUUGAAUUUGAUCAGAAAAAAGAGAGAUUAGCCAUGGCAGCAUCUGUGUUGAAGGCAGGAGUAAGCUUUGGAUCCUCUCAAUGGAUGAGUGGAUCAAAAUCAAUUGAAGUACAGAAACCAGGGAAGCCUCAAAGGGCCUCCUUUUCGAUCAGAGCCUCCGCUGCCUACGCCGAUGAGCUUGUCCAAACAGCGAAAACUGUUGCAUCGCCUGGACGUGGUAUUCUUGCUGUAGAUGAGAGCAAUGCUACUUGUGGGAAGAGACUUGCUUCAAUUGGGCUGGAGAACAAUGAGACAAACCGUCAAGCAUACAGACAGCUCCUAUUGACCACACCUGGACUUGGUCAAUAUAUUUCUGGUGCCAUCCUGUUUGAAGAGACUCUCUACCAGUCCACAACUGAUGGCAAAAAAUUUGUUGAUGCUAUGCGUGAGGGGAAUAUCAUGCCUGGAAUCAAAGUAGACAAGGGUUUGGUCCCAUUGCCUGGAUCAAACAAUGAAUCUUGGUGCCAAGGUCUUGAUGGAUUAGCUUCAAGAUCUGCUGAAUAUUAUAAACAGGGUGCACGGUUUGCUAAAUGGCGAACUGUUGUCAGCAUUCCUAAUGGGCCUUCUGAGUUAGCUGUUAAGGAGGCUGCUUGGGGGCUUGCACGUUAUGCUGCUAUUUCUCAGGACAAUGGCCUUGUGCCCAUUGUUGAGCCAGAGAUUCUUUUGGAUGGUGAUCACUCCAUUGACAGAAGCCUUGAAGUGGCAGAGAAAGUCUGGGCAGAAGUUUUCUUCUAUUUGGCUCAGAAUAAUGUGUUGUUUGAGGGUAUUCUAUUGAAGCCCAGCAUGGUAACUCCAGGUGCUGAACAUAAGGAGAGAGCAUCCCCACAGCAGGUUGCAGAGUACACUCUUAAAAUGCUUAAGAGAAGAGUGCCACCAGCUGUUCCUGGAAUUAUGUUUUUGUCAGGAGGACAGUCUGAGGUGGAAGCAACCUUGAAUUUGAAUGCAAUGAACCAAAGUCCAAACCCAUGGCAUGUGUCCUUUUCAUAUGCUCGAGCAUUACAGAAUACAUGUCUAAAGACCUGGAAGGGUCUUCCAGAGAAUGUUGAAGCAGCUCAGGUAGCACUUAUUAAACGAGCAAGGGCUAAUUCUCUUGCUCAGCUUGGGAAAUACUCUGCUGAGAAUGAAAGUGAUGAUGCCAAGGCUGGAAUGUUUGUGAAGGGCUACACUUACUAGGAAAAUGGUUUUUCCUUUCACUUUGAGAAAUCUUUCAAUUAUAAGUAGGCUAAACUUUUCUUUUUAAUUAGUUAGCACUUUGAGUUUUCAACUUAUUUUCAGAGUUUGUAUGUCUGCUAUGUAUUCUGGUAAUAUGCAACAUACCAAAAAUGGUCGAAGCGGCUUUUAAACUAGGACUAGCCUUUUGAGAAUGUAGCUAGCAGAAUAAAAGUUUAUGAUUUUAGGUCUUAAAUUUUAUCAGUCAACUACGAAGUGAUGGACAUUUCUCUCAAUCUAUCGAAAAUAAUAAAUAUGCUAGUUUAUUUAUCA
Cryptomeria japonica (Japanese cedar) is the source of this 1596-nucleotide messenger RNA. RefSeq names its product fructose-bisphosphate aldolase 1, chloroplastic. NCBI's taxonomy places the organism in Eukaryota, Viridiplantae, Streptophyta, Pinopsida, Cupressales, Cupressaceae. Gene Ontology annotation, cellular component: cytosol. The record is from RefSeq and is a predicted model, not a curated record. Gene Ontology annotation, molecular function: fructose-bisphosphate aldolase activity. The transcript has 6 exons. Gene Ontology annotation, biological process: fructose 1,6-bisphosphate metabolic process; glycolytic process. The coding region runs from base 109 to 1287 and encodes 392 amino acids.